AUGCACACAUUCUUCACUCAUGCAACGAAAAUCUUGAUAUCAAAUACCAAACUUUGCAAAACUAAUUCAUCGACCUACAGUUUUCUUCAGAAUAUGCUUAUCAAUUCAUUCACAGCAACCAGACUUAUGUCACAGUCCACUUCCAUACCCAAAAAGCUCCAGCGAGUUCGAGAUCACGGCUACGACAACUACAUGGAAGUCGAGAAGAAAAUGCGCAAAGUCCUCAAAUUCCAAGACCUAAUUCUCUCACAACCCAGCUCCAUCGUCUCUAUUUCUCGCUUAGACACUCUCUCUCGCCGCCUCGGCUUCAAACAGUUCGAGAGCGGUCAGUUCAUUCUCAAAUUCCCACACCUAUUCGAGAUUUUCGAACACCCAGUUCAGAGAAUUCUCUAUUGCAGACUCACCCGAAAAGCCCAGCUCCAGAUUGAGCAAGAAAAUCAAGCCCUUCUUGUUCAAAUCCCGGACGCCGUCACGCGGCUCCGGAAACUCCUCAUGUUGUCAAAUACGGGUCGCCUUCGGCUGGAACACGUACGUAUUGCAAGGAAAGAGUUUGGGUUACCAGAUGAUUUCGAGUUAUCGGUAAUUCUGAAGUACCCACAAUUUUUUAGACUGUUUGAUGCAAAAGAAACUAGGAAUAAGUACAUUGAGUUGGUUGAUAAAGACCCAAAUUUGGCUAUUUGUGCUAUAGAAAGAGUUAGGGAAAACGAGUAUAGAGAAAAAGGAAUUGAUGCUGAAAAUAUAAGGUUUUCAUUUAUUGUGAAUUUUCCACCUGGAUUUAAAAUUGGGAAGUAUUACAAGAUUGCUGUUUGGAAAUGGCAAAGGCUUCCGUAUUGGUCACCUUAUGAAGAUGUAUCAGGGUAUGAUAUGAGGUCGCUUGAGGCGCAGAAACGGAUGGAGAAGAGGGCAAUUGCUACAAUUCAUGAGUUGUUGUCUUUGACAGUGGAAAAGAAGAUUACUUUGGAAAGGAUUGCACAUUUUAGGUUGGUGAUGGAUUUGCCUAAGAAACUUAAAGAGUUUCUUCUUCAACAUCAAGGGAUAUUUUAUAUAUCGACUAGGGGGAAUCAUGGAAAGCUUCAUACAGUAUUUCUUAGGGAGGCUUAUAAGAAGGGGGAGUUGGUUGAGCCGAAUGAUUUGUAUUUGGCGAGGAGAAAGUUGGCCGAGUUGAUCUUGUUGAGUCCAAGGAAAGCCAAUGUUGAUAAGGAGUUGGUGGGUAAUAGGAGGGAUAGAGAAGAUGAUGAAAUGGGGAGAGUUAGAAGAGCCUAUGUUGAUAAUGGUUUGGGGUCUCGUGGGGAUAGAGACAUCAUUAGACGACAUGUGGAGGAAGAAGAAGAUGUAGAGUCUGAUUUGAGUGGUGAUAUUGAAUCUGAUUACACAGACGAGAAUAGUGAUUGCAAUGAAAAUGCAGAUGCAGAGGACACACAUUUGACUGAGUGA
This is a messenger RNA of Ilex paraguariensis (yerba mate), 1434 nucleotides long. The record is from the annotation of a GenBank genome assembly. Lineage: Eukaryota; Viridiplantae; Streptophyta; Magnoliopsida; Aquifoliales; Aquifoliaceae.